Leptopilina boulardi is the source of this 1735-nucleotide messenger RNA. RefSeq names its product A disintegrin and metalloproteinase with thrombospondin motifs 16-like. Gene Ontology annotation, biological process: proteolysis. The transcript has 12 exons. Gene Ontology annotation, molecular function: metalloendopeptidase activity. Lineage: Eukaryota; Metazoa; Arthropoda; Insecta; Hymenoptera; Figitidae. Bases 1 to 1560 code for a protein of 519 amino acids. The record is from RefSeq and is a predicted model, not a curated record.
AUGUAUUACUUCAUGAUAUCAUUUUGCAUUAUUUUUGUGUCCUUCACUCAAUCAUUUAAUAUCGAUGAUGUAUCAAACUAUGAGGUUGUGUCAAUUCGUCACAAAAGACAAGCCAAUAACGGAUUAACGAUUGAAAUGAUGACAAGAGGAGAACAGAUUAAAUUUUAUUUGAAUCCUACUGACGGUUUCAUUGCAGGCACAAACACAAAAGUUUACACUGCCAAGAAUGAAAACGAUCAUGUUCAGUUUUCUUAUCAGGAAGAGGUGAUGAAUCAGUUAGUUAUGAAUUUUUAUCAAGAUCCAGAUACGUUUUCAUCAAUUGCACAGAGUGUUGAUACAUCUGGCAGAUUCACAUUUACUGGAAACAUCAAUAACACCCACAUUUUACGUCCCUUGCCCGAUCAUCUUGGCAAACGUCGCGAUCUGUUGAAAAUAAAUUCAUCAUUUUUUGAAAAUAAUGCCAAAGGUUUCAUAAAUACUGAUGAACAUAUAAUUUAUAAACAAACGUUUGAUAAUUCUAUCCCAUUUUCUACGCCUAAAGUGUUCAAUGAUAAAUUAAUGAAAACUAAGAGUGUAUCCCGAAGGGAUGUAUACUGGACACCAAGUAUAGUUUAUCCGGAAAUUUUGGUUUAUGUAGACGAAUUAAUUUUCGCAAAAUUUAAUUAUGAUAUGAUGAAAGCGGUAGAAUAUACUUUAAGUUACUGGAAUGGAGUUGAUUUAAGAUUCAGACAAUUUCAAAAACCAAUGAUUCGCCUCUAUAUUUCCGGAAUAGUAUUAUUUGAGAAUACACCACCGUUUGUCUAUCCAACUUUAUAUUCAAACGAAAUGUGUGAUGCAGAGGUAUUACGACAAGAAUUUGCUAGUUUUUUGCAUAAGGACAAUAUCAUUCAACCAAUCAAGGAUUAUGAUAUAUCUAUGUAUAUGACUGCAAGAAAAUUGUAUACGAUUAAUGAAAAUAGAGAAGCAACAGGUAUAGCGAAUCUGGGAUCACCAUGUUUUGAUAGUUAUGACCAGUCGGAUUAUAACAACGGAAAAUACUAUUCUUCUGGAAUAGUUAUCGAUGAUAAUGAUUAUAAAUACCUUUUAACUGCUGCUCACGAAUUAGGUCACAUCCUUGGUGCACCACAUGAUGAGGAGCAACCCGAAGACGGUGCUCCAUAUGGUUCUAUAAAUUGCCUUAAAGAAGAAAGUUACAUCAUGAGUUAUAAUAACAAUAAUCGAAAUAUGUUUUUCUUUUCUCCUUGUUCUGAACAAAACAUAAUAUAUACUUUAAGUCAAGAAUCAUCAUCAUGCCUUCGAAAUAAUCCAGCAGAAUAUGAAAAUAACUAUCCGCUACGGAGAUUAUUACCCGGUGAAAUGAUGUCUUUAGAUGAACAGUGCCAAAAAAUGGGAUUCCUUCAAUGUGCAUAUGAUAAGACAACUUGUUUAGAUCUAUACUGUUACAUGUACAAUGAUGAGGGAAUUAUGUCUUACUAUACAUACAACGAACCUCCGGCGGAGGGAUCUUAUUGUGGUGAUGGCAUGUACUGUAUAGCAGGACAAUGUGAAUAUAAAGUAUAAAAAAAAGGAAAGGUAAUGAUAUUCAAUAAAUGGAAAUAAAUUUCUUUUAUUAAUAAUGUCGAACGGUCUCAGAAAUUCUUUGACAAAAAGAGACCUUUCAUUAUCGCCCUAUAAAAACGGUAAUGAACGUGAAAAUAAUAAUUAUUGAUUUUAAAAUACAUUUUUCUCGAAACAC